AUGUCUGCUCUUACUUCCGAAGCGCUGCGUCAAUUGGAUCAGCUUAAUAAUCAAGGAGGAUUGCCAUCCCCUUCACCUACACAAGACAACUGGGAGACCGAUUCAGACUGCUCCUACUAUUCACUAUCUGACCUGACCUUGGACAAGUGGUACCGACAGAUCCCAGCAAGCCAAGUCAGGAAACAGGCAAAGCAGAUUCCAGCUAGCCCUGUAUCGAGCCAGUCUAUUUACCCGCGACGAUUUCAUAACAAAGAAGAGCUUGCUCUUCAGUCGUCGGGUCCCUGGCAAGAGUACCCCUUCUGCUUGAACAAGGGUUACGUGUCUGGGUCACCGGGCCCAGUUCGUAUAAUCACCAACUCUGCUGGGUCUGGGGAGUUUGAUGUGGUCUACCACCCUGGAAGGACAGAGAGGUCGGCUUGUCUGGCUAAUUACCGGCCAAAGGGGUAUCAAAAGGGUGCUGUACCAAAGCCCCUCCCCUCGAGCGAGCCGACCAGUCAGUCAACCUCAAGUUCGAGUGUUGGCGGCUCUUCACUGCAGCACAACCCUUAUAUUGCUGCUCAUCUUGCGGGGUAUCAGCAGGGACUAUCAGCUGCCUACUAUGCGCAGAGUCCGCCGCCGGCUUAUGUUGUACCUGUGCCAUUGGUUACUUACGCUUAUCUUCCUGUAUGCGGCCAGUAUUUAUACUGA
This is a messenger RNA of Fusarium odoratissimum NRRL 54006, 687 nucleotides long. RefSeq lists its product as uncharacterized. NCBI's taxonomy places the organism in Eukaryota, Fungi, Ascomycota, Sordariomycetes, Hypocreales, Nectriaceae. The transcript has a single exon. Gene Ontology annotation, molecular function: RNA binding; RNA nuclease activity. The coding region runs from base 1 to 687 and encodes 228 amino acids. The record is from RefSeq and is a predicted model, not a curated record.